AUGUUCUUCAGGACAAGAAAGUCUGAUAGCCCAAGCAGAUUUAGAGAAGGUCCUGUGACCAGAUUAUGCGGAAGUAUAGGUGAAAAAAAUGAAAAACCCAAAACAGAACAGGAUGAAGCAGACGUGGAUAGUUCGCGAGAAAGUGAAAAGCCAGAUAACAAUGAUAAUUCUGAAAACGAAGACGGAUAUGAAGACAUGUAUACACGCAUUAAAAGAACAAGACGUACGGCUCAACGGCAAUUACCAAGAGUUGUGGAUACUGAUUUGAGCGAGUCAUCGGAUUCUCCUGGGCCUAGAAAGUACAGCUUACGUCAAAAAAAGCCUACUGUAGAUAGGUUUCAAGCUAAUGUAGAGCCAGUUAGACGAUCUAUUAGAGCUCUUAGAAGUGUUCUCAGUAAUUCAAUGAGAAGAAGAAAGCACAGGAGUAAGAGUACGAGUUCUAGCGAUUCCAGUGAUUCUGAACCACAACGUUACGACAAGAAGAAAGGCAAAAAAGCGAGACAAUCGGCAAUACCUCAAGGUGGUCCACCAGAUCGAAAAGCUGACAUAAAUCCUAUCACCUUAGACACUAAUAUUAGAUUUAGCGACGUCGGGGGUUUGGAAUCCCACAUUCACUGCCUUAAAGAGAUGGUCGUAUUUCCUAUGAUCUAUCCAGAUGUUUUUGAGAGAUAUCACAUUACCCCACCGAAAGGUGUCUUGUUCCAUGGUCCACCAGGGACUGGCAAGACACUGAUAGCUAGAGCACUAGCCAAUGAAUGUAGCCAAGGUAGCAAGAAGAUGACAUUUUUCAUGAGAAAGGGAGCUGAUUGUCUGUCAAAGUGGGUCGGGGAAUCGGAACGGCAACUGAGAUUGUUGUUUGAGCAAGCUCAACAAAUGAAACCGUCCAUAAUAUUUUUUGACGAAAUAGAUGGUCUGGCGCCUGUCAGAAGUACUAAGCAAGAUCAGAUCCAUGCCAGCAUUGUGUCCACACUUUUAGCACUCAUGGAUGGCCUCAGCGAUAGAGGAGAGGUUAUAGUUAUUGGCGCAACAAAUAGAAUCGACGCAAUUGAUCCGGCUUUACGAAGACCCGGCCGUUUUGAUCGCGAACUCUUUUUCCCACUACCGGCCAUGAAAGAGAGAUCAGAGAUUCUGAAGAUUCACGUCAGCAAGUGGAAAAGUCCGCCGUCCGAUCAAUUAUUGGAGAUACUGGCAGAGAAGGCAACUGGUUAUUGUGGCUCGGACUUGAGAGCCUUGUGUACCGAAGCAGUGCUGCAAGGAUUAAGAAGAACUUAUCCACAGAUUUAUAUGACAAAUGACAGAUUAUUACUGGAUCCGGAAAGAGUCGAAGUAAAAAAACGUGAUUUUAUGCAAGCAAGCUCCACACUUGUUCCGUCAUCGCACAGAAUAACUCCAUGCGCAGGGAGAAAACUACAGCUUUUUAUGGAACCACUAUUAGGGCCUCCAUUGGAAGAAUUAAACAACUUAAUUAAAGGAAUAUUUCCUCAAGGUGUAAAUCCCGCUAUGGCAAAAGUGAGAAAUGCUAAAGGUAUCCAUCGCCCAAGACUAUUGAUCUCUGGUGGCAAUCUAUCUGAGGGUCAGGGACCCAAUUUAGCUCAAGCGUUAUUAUAUUGUAUGGAACAUCUGCCAGUUCAAGUGUUAGACGUCAGUACAUUGUUCGCAGAAAGUGCUCGAUCACCGGAAGAAACUUGCGUACAGGUAUUUAACGAAGCUGCUAGAAAUGUACCGUCCAUAAUUUACAUUCGGUCGAUCGACCAAUGGUGGCCUCUCGUACCGGAGACAGUAAAAGCCGUUUUCCUCUGCCGCAUCGCAGCACUGGAUCCUUCAUUGCCAAUUUUAAUUAUUGCAACAAGCGAUGCGACCUAUCAAGAUCUCCCGAAUCAAUUAAAAAGCUUGUUCAGUGAAUUACGCGGGGAAGUGUAUUCCAUGAAAACUCCCACUACUGAGCAAAGAAUGAAAUUUUUCCGACAUAUUUUUAUGAUUCAGAGUUCAAGACAGUCACAGAUCAAAAACAAAAAAGUAGAGGUUCUAGAAACACUGCCACUAGCACCAGACCCGCUGCCAAAGAAACUAACAGAAGAGGAAAAGCAAAUGAUGUAUGAGAAGGACGAAGUGUCUCUCAGAGAAUUACGUAUUUUCCUGAGAGAAAUCUGCGCUAAACUCGCAAGAAAUCGACAAUUUUUCAUGUUUACGAAGCCAGUGGACACGGAGGAAGUACCAGAUUACAACUUGAUAAUAAAGAAACCGAUGGAUCUGGAAACAAUGAUGACCAAAAUUGACAUGAACUGCUAUCUCUGCGCCCGUGAAUUUCUCGACGACAUUGAUCUCAUAUGCAGAAACGCUCUGGAAUACAACCCGGACAGCUUACGUGAUAGGCCUUCCCUCGGAAUAUUAAAGAGGGAUCCUGCGGAUAAAUUGAUAAGGCAUCGGGCGUGUUCUUUGCGUGAUAAUGCUUACGCCUUAAUAAAAGCUGAGCUAGAUUCCGAUUUCGAAGAUAAAUGUCGUGAAAUUUCGAAGAAUCGUCGAAUUCUAGAGAGCAAUUGUAACAAUCAGGAAGAAAAUAAGAAUACAAAGUCAGAAUCCACUCUCACAAGCGAUCGAGUGGAAAAGAAGGAGUCUGUAAAUUCUAGUCAUUCUCUCGUUGUGAACGGGAAGAAAUUCGGUUCUUCGAGGAAACGUAAAAUACCCGCCUGGGCGCGAGGUUACGUGAAGAAAGUUCAUAAGAAGAAAAAGAUUGCUUUCGACGAGAGCGUUACGGAGAUAGUAGCGCGUAAAUCAUUAAGCAAUGAAACUACCACUAGCAUUGAUCUAGAAAAAUUCCAAGAAUUCGAAACCGAGGCAAAUAGCGUUUUAAACGGGCACGUGUUCGAUAAUACCGAUUCGGAGAACGAUUCGCAGAACGAAAAUUCAAAGGGAAGUCACAACAGCACGGAUCAACGAAUAGAUAAUCUCGAGCAAAUGGAGAUAUGCUUCAUGGACGAAGAAAGACCUGUUAGAAACGGGGAUUCAAGACUUGCUCAAGGAAGUGGAAAAGUUUACGGAGUACAAGUUACAGCGUCACUAGAAUACAACAUGCAGGUCACUGGCAAAUAUACGAAAGAGUCUGACACAAAUAUGUCCAACCUGAAGGAUUUCUCCUGCAUCGGAGGGCUGGAGAAGCACAUUAGAAUCGUGAAGGAGAUGGUUCUGUUUCCGCUGAUGUACGGCGACGUGUAUGCUAAGUUUAAUCUUAGACCGCCGCGUGGUUUGUUGUUCUACGGUCCUCCAGGAACAGGCAAGACUCUCGUGGCCAGUGCUCUAGCGACAGAAUGCAGCAAUUCUGAGCGCAAGGUCUCCUUCAUCUCGCGCAAGGGUUCCGAUUGUCUCAGCAAAUGGGUCGGAGAGAGCGAAAAGAAGCUCGAGAAAAUUUUCUUGUUGGCACAACAGACGAAGCCGUGCAUUAUCUUCUUCGACGAAGUGGACGGUUUAGCUCCCGUGAGGUCCAGUCGGCAGGAUUUCGUUCAUGCUAGCGUGGUCUCCACUCUCCUGGCUUUGAUGGACGGUUUGGACAAUAAUUCCGAGAUCAUAGUGAUAGGCGCGACCAACAGGAUCGAUGCGAUAGAUCCCGCUCUGAGGAGACCCGGCAGAUUCGACAAGGAAUUGUAUUUCCCCCUGCCUUGUUACAGCGCCAGAAAAGAGAUACUUUCGGUGCACAUCAAAAGUUGGAAACAGAAACCUGCGCAAAAAUUUUUGGCGUAUUUGGCAUCGAAAACAUUAGGAUUUUGCGGCAGCGAUCUACAGGCUCUUUGCGCCGAAGCAGUUAUGUGCUCCAUUCGCAGGAACUAUCCACAAAUCUAUACUUGCAAAUCGAAGUAUCACAUCAACGAACGCCAAUUGAAAGUGGAAAAGGAAGAUUUCCUGAAAGCGCGUCAAAAUAUCGUUCCAGCGUCGCAUCGCAUCAUCAUCGCUCCAAUCAAGAAUUUGUCCGUCAAGGUUCAACCGUUGUUGCAAGAGGAUUUGGCGAACAUCCUGACGCGAUUACAAAUGCUUUGUCCAACUGGCAUGUUGACAUCCGACAACAUUACAGGCAAAGCGACGUCCAAGUCGAGCGUUUGUCCGCGAAUUUUGCUGUGCGGCGAUGACGAUUCUCAUACUCGUCAUUUGGGACCGGCGUUGCUGCACACUUUGGAACAUCUGCCGUGUCACAUCUUGGACGUCACGACGCUGUUCGAGGAAACAGACAAGGCGGCCGAGGAAGCCAUGAUACAGAAGAUCAAGACCGCACGUCGCACUUUACCGGCACUGCUGUACGUUCCUGGUAUUUUAACUUGGUGGGAUCUGUUGAACGAGACGGCGAGAGUAGUUUUCACCUCAUUAAUGCGUGGUCUCGACCGAUCGGUCCACAUGCUCGUCUUAAUGACUGCCCAUUGUCGACAUUCUAAUCUGCCACUGGAGAUUGCAGAACUGUACGACGAUAAUCACGGCGAAGUGUACGAAGUGAGAUUACCGUCGGCGGAAAAACGGCGUUCCUUCUUCAAGCAAUUGUUCAUCAACGGAGGUUCCAGCAAUCUUUCUGACUGCUCUUCACAAGCCGAUCUGGUGCAAAUCCUGAGUCCGAAGAAGCUCAAGGGCGAAAAUAACAGAAAGCUAAGGAGCUAUGUGCAUUCUACUAACUCUAACGGGUUACUAGGAACAAACAUCAAAAGAGAAUACAGCGCAUCCGGCGAGGGUCCGCCUUCCAAACGACAGAAACUAACAUCCGGCGUAUCGUCCAGCACCGAGAAAUUUUUCAGUUCUCAAAUCGAGGACUUGAUCGAAAUGAUAGUUCGAUCGACGAACGAAUGGCCGAGUCAUUUACUGGAGAGCUUGUUCUCCUCUCUCGAACUCACAAUGGAGCACAACGGAGAUUUGUGUGCAACGGUAAACGAGUAUGUUGUACGUUACGAGGAACUGAAACGAGUCAAAAUGCGUGCACAACAGGAGGAAGAUUAAUUAUUAAUUUGGUGGAACGUGCUCUCACUUCUUGUCAAUCGUCGUUGUGAUGUCUAAAUAUGCAAAAUGCUGUAACGGAACGCAAUAAUUAAUAACAAAUU
Linepithema humile (Argentine ant) is the source of this 5069-nucleotide messenger RNA. The record is from RefSeq and is a predicted model, not a curated record. NCBI's taxonomy places the organism in Eukaryota, Metazoa, Arthropoda, Insecta, Hymenoptera, Formicidae.